ACCAGAAACGAGAAUGUAUUUCAUCGUAGAAGAGGAGUCACAUGAAUUUUUCUGAUGGGUGGCUGCACAGCCUCUGCGAUCAGCGUGCACCAUCACUUGCUUCGGUCCAGUCCAGAGUCGGCGGCAGUCAUGGCUUUCAAGCUCAGUCCGAGAAUUGCUGAUAUCCUCCUGAAAGCCAGUUUCACCGUAGUGGGUGGUGUGGUGGGCUCAAUGUAUGCCACGCACCACCACCACAACAAUUUGAAGGGCUUGAAGCAAGACCUAAGCGUUUUACACCCACCGGUAGUGGAAUUCGCUCCCGGAGACAAGGCAGUAGAAAUUUCGAACGACCCCUUAGUGAAGGAGAUACUCAAGUAUGGUAAUCCGGGGCCAGUAUCUGAUGCUCUCGUCCGUAAAGCCUAUGUCGCAGGCUACGACAGACGAAUGCGCCACCCAGCAUGGACAGCUGAGCACAUUACGGCGGCGUCUCUUCGGCCGGCGCCGGGAGAGAAACAAGGUGACCGGAAGGACUCGCAAUUCAUUGAAGACGAGGAUCUGCCCAUACCAUUCCGUGCCCGACUUAAGGACUAUUUCAGGAGUGGCUAUGACCGGGGACAUAUGGUGCCUGCCGCGGAUGCUAAGUUCUCGCAGGAUGCCAUGAACGAAACGUUCUUAUUGUCGAACAUGGCUCCGCAGGUUGGAGAUGGUUUCAACCGCCAUUAUUGGGCUUACCUCGAGGACUGGUGUCGACGACUUACGGGCUCUUUCUCCGAUGUCUAUGUAUUCACCAUUCCAUUGUACCUCCCUCGGCAAGGGUCGGAUGGUAAAUGGCGUGUGACAUAUGAAGUCAUCGGCUCCCCUCCGAACGUCGCAGUUCCGACUCACUUUGCCAAAGUAGUACUAGCUACGAAACCGAGCUCCCCGUCAACACCUGACACACUCGAAAUAUCUACCGGGGCUUUCGUUUUGCCCAACGCUGCUAUUCCGGAUGCGACGCCAUUAGAGACUUUCUCAAUGCCCAUCGAGGCGGUUGAACAUGCCGCAGGGCUUCUACUUUUCUCCAAAGCGGUCAAGGCAGCAGCCAAGCCUAUCUGCACAACUUCAAAAUGCGAACUCCUCAUCCGCAAGUUUGACGAAGCACAAAAGCGACCUAAUACGAAGCGUUCGAACUCGGCAGCGUUUUAACAAGUCAAACCCUUCAUUACAUAGUGAUAAUCAAUGGUCUGAGAGCAUGUCCUUUACACUUGCCCAAUAAUCCCCUCCCACCCGAGUUUCAAUCUCCUGCUUGGUGACCCAGGCAAAGUUUUUGAUUGAGUCUGCCGGCUUGACUUGCCCCGCCAUGAUGUGGGCCUUGUAGAAGAAAGUGAUGUUCUGUGGGGAAUGGAAAUCAAUUACUUCGUUUAAUGGACGACGAUGCAGACAAGCCUGUGGUGUAGACGGUGUGACUGCAGCAAGCUGAGGCUUGUGAAUUCCUAUGGGUUUGCGCGUUACAAUCCAAGUGUCCAUGGAAUCUCCGCAGUUGGAUGCCAAUUCUCGUUGGGCAACCUAUAUGCGUUGGUGUUGUUCAAAGCGAUCAUGUGGACGACAAACCUCGUGCAGCAUAUCUCCCGACUUGGCCACGCCGUUGGGAAACUCCCAAAUAAGCUUGCCAUCCUCACCAAUUCUCUGGACGAGCAGGUAGAUGUUUCUUCGCCCUUUACGAUCCAAACUACGGUAGUCGCGCGCCGUGUCAGAAGGAUGCACUCGCGGCAUGAGUUUAUCAUCGGAACGCUCCUGGAGCUCCAUCUGCUCGAUAGCGGCUUUCUCAGCGGCCUUAGCCUCUGCAGACAUGUCGUCUUCCUUCGCAAAAGUGGGCCCCCAAGCGAUUCUUUCUCGUUGCCGCUCCUCCGAAUUAAAUCGCGCUUCUAGCAGAGAGCCGGGCUUGAAGUAGAAUUCGGAGGGAAAGGGGUUGUGGAGAGAGCGACGGAUACGUUGUUGGUAUGCGUAAAAAGCUCGUUCGAAGGGUGUAGGACUGGGGGUGAGAAACGGUGCGCGGUUGAGAAUGACGGCUGUGUACAAGAUAGGCUUGAGAGAGCUUCGAGACCGGGCGGAUGAGGCAGGUACAUCCGCUACGGUGGCGAGAUUCCGAGAAAGCACGCCGUUCCAAGUCCGGCCAGCGCGUCUACAUGACGGACCUGCAAGAGCCAUUUUGGACUGAAAUUUUACACGUGACCCCUUGAUGGCCUGGUCGCUUGUCACAGGAUUACCGCUUUCGUUCAUCCGUCGACCAUGUCCCUUUCCCUCGUUUCCAGUCAGUACCUAGAUGAGAACUCGGCCAAGAUUAGGACCAAGCCUGUACCGUGGGAGGGAUACCAACGUGCAGACUUAAUCACUACGGAUGAGCUCUCUCUCAUCAAGAAGGUCGAUAGGCAGUCGAAGGCAAAGACUGAAGCACUCUUGCUUUCUGACGCUCAGAAUUAUGCCCUCUUGUAUCUUCGACUCCUCAAGAAACUACAGAGAGUCGAUACUAUGCAGUGCAUUCUUGUCCUCAUCGGAGAUGCCAUUGCUGAUCACGAUGAGCGCAUACCUUUGUUCACUCGUGCAGUGGAGUCUGAUCCCGAACUCCCCUACGGCCCAUUGCUCAGGGCCCUCGAUACCCAAGAUGAAUUCGUACAACUCAAAGCCGCUCAAAUUCUAACCGUGCUCUUGUGCUCAGAAUCCACUCUCUUGCAGGCAUCACAACUUCACCCAUUCCUUACUUUCCUUGCCGGGCUAGUUCAAGGCAACUCUCCGAGCAAAUGCGAUAUCGCGGUACAAUGUCUUGAAGCUCUGCUUGCUCGUCCGGAAUGCAGGCAGGCUGUCUGGGCUAUCCCCGGUGUGACAGCAGGCUUUGUUGAAAUCCUGAAGCACAAGCCCGGUCCACAGAUGACUUAUCAGGUCGCUUUCUGUAUCUGGCUGCUUUCUUUUGAGCAAGAUGUUGCGGAGCAAAUCAACAAAAAGUAUGACAUCAUUCCAUUAUUGAUAGAUGCCGCCAAGGCUGCUGUGAAGGAGAAAGUUAUCAGGGUCAUUGUCGCAACGUUCCGGAACCUGGUUGUUAAAGCGCCCAGCGCGAAUUUGCCCUCGAUGCUUGUUGCUCAGUUGCUGCCAUUCGUCAAGAAUUUAUGCACCCGGAAAUGGUCGGACGAAGAUGUGGUCGAAGAUAUCCAGUAUCUACGCGAGGAAUUGGCCUCAAACUUCCAGAGCCUGACAACUUAUGACGAGUAUAGUUCUGAGCUCUUGUCUGGGCAUCUUUCUUGGUCGCCGGUACACGAGUCGGAUGAUUUCUGGAAGGAGAACGCAACCAAGCUGAACGAUAAGGACUAUGAGCAACUGAAGGUUCUUGUUCGGCUGCUGAAGGAGUCAGAGGACCCCGUUGUGCUUGCUGUCGCUGCUCACGAUCUCGGCCAAUAUGUCAAGCACUACGAACGUGGAAAGAAGCUCCUAAACGAUUUCGGCGCGAAAACGCGUGUGAUGGAAUUGAUGACGCAUCAAGACUCGGACGUACGAUACCGCGCGUUGGUGUCCGUGCAACACCUGGUCAGCCAGCCCUGGGUUACGGUCUAGUCUGCUUGAACACUGCCCGCCUGCAUUUUCAUAAUAUAUAUAGUACAGCUCUGUUAGACCCAGACUUCAGCAACAAUGUCCCACUCCUUGAGUGUUUUGGCGUGCUUGUCUUCGUAGCCCUCGGGCUCGUCUAGAAACUUGUCUUCGACGAGAAUGACCCGGAGACCACCGACAGUGUUGAAUCCAGGGCUGAUGGGGACGAAAGCGAACUCAAAGUCCUGCGUGGCCUGCACCAAAAUGUCCUGCUCGCCCUCCUCAGCAUUACUCGGACGAAUCAACUCGAUGGGUGGAAGGAACACAGCCGAUGGCCCACAAGGAACAAUUCCUGAGUUGGACGACCGUAGUUCGUCCGGCCCCUCGAAGAACGGUGGCGGCAGGCCCAACCCUGCUUCAUCCUUGGGCACAAUUUCUGACAGCUUCUGGUGAGCCAAAGCAUAGUUGAAUGUCGUAGACAUCGGCGACGGGGUUGAGAAACCGGAGAUCACCGUUCUCGGACUGUAUGGUUCAGGAAUCGCAGGCGCUGGAUUGAAGAUUGCAGGAACUAUCGCGCGAGGGCUCUGUAGAU
This is a messenger RNA of Mycena citricolor, 4126 nucleotides long. NCBI's taxonomy places the organism in Eukaryota, Fungi, Basidiomycota, Agaricomycetes, Agaricales, Mycenaceae. The record is from the annotation of a GenBank genome assembly.